Molecule: messenger RNA, 339 nt
Organism: Prunus armeniaca (apricot)
Lineage: Eukaryota; Viridiplantae; Streptophyta; Magnoliopsida; Rosales; Rosaceae
Source: the annotation of a GenBank genome assembly
AUGUCGACCGCUGAGCUUGCUUGUUCCUACGCCGCCAUGAUUCUUCAUGACGACGGCAUCGCAAUCACAUCAGAGAAGAUUGCCGCCUUGGUGAGAUCAGCUAAUGUGGCAGUGGAAUCAUACUGGCCGAGCCUCUUUGCCAAGCUUGCUGAGAAGAGGAGCCUUGAGGACCUUAUUUUGAAUGCUGGCUCCGGUGGCUGUUCUGCUCCCGUAACUGUGGCUGCUGCUUCUGGUGGUGCUGGUGCUGCUGCCAGUGCUGCUGCUCCUGCAGUUGAGGAGAAGAAGGAAGAACCCAAAGAAGAGAGUGAUGACGACAUGGGAUUCAGCUUGUUUGAUUAG